CUGCUGCUGCUGUGCACGCCGCGUCCUCACCGAGCUACGUGUCCAACCCCCCAUGGCCAUGGCCGCGCCGUGGUCGUCGCCGCCGUCGUCGUCUUGCUGCGCCGCGACCGCGUCGACGAGCGCUCCGCGGCUGCUUGGUCCGGGGAGCCUCAAGGGCGCGGCAUGGCCGGCCGGUGCCGGCGGGUCGAGCUGCGGGGGGCAGGGGAUGAACAGUCGGCGGCGGCUGUCCGUCCGCGCCACGGCGGCCGCGCCGCCUCCUCCCGUGGACUACGCAGACACCAGCGCCACCCGCGCCGACGCCGACUACGUGGCCUCGCUCAAGGUCAAGCUGCUGAGCGCGGUGUCCGGGCUGAACCGCGGCCUGGCGGCGAGCCAGGAGGACCUGGACCGCGCGGACGCGGCGGCGCGGGAGCUCGAGGCGGCGGGCGACGGGCCCGUGGACCUGAGCAGGGACCUCGACAGGCUGCAGGGCCGGUGGCGCCUCGUGUACAGCAGCGCCUUCUCGUCGCGGACGCUCGGCGGCAGCCGCCCCGGCCCGCCCACCGGCCGCCUCCUGCCCAUCACGCUCGGCCAGGUGUUCCAGCGGAUCGACGUGGUGAGCCGGGACUUCGACAACAUCGUGGAGCUGGAGCUCGGCGCGCCGUGGCCGCUGCCGCCCGUCGAGGCCACGGCCACGCUGGCGCACAAGUUCGAGGUCAUCGGGACGUCGGGGAUCAAGAUCGAUUUCGAGAAGACGACGGUGAAGACGAAGGGGAGCCUGUCGCAGCUGCCGCCGCUGGAGGUGCCGCGGAUCCCCGACAACCUCCGGCCGCCGUCCAACACCGGGAGCGGCGAGUUCGAGGUGACGUAUCUGGACGGCGACACCCGCGUGACACGCGGGGACAGGGGCGAGCUCCGGGUGUUCGUCGUCGCGUGAGCCGAUGACCUCUGGAUCCGAUGGCAGGCUCAGGCACACAAGCGAGACUGAAAUUCCUGAAUCCUGAUAGCUGCUGCUGCCGCUGCUGCCAUUGAUCAAUUGUUCUUCUGUCUGAGAGUCUCUGACCCUCUUGUAGUAGCAUUCAUGUAGAGACUAGAGAGUGGAAAGAUAAAUAAAGAUGGCCGCCGUUUCUCAGUUA
Molecule: messenger RNA, 1115 nt
Organism: Panicum hallii
Lineage: Eukaryota; Viridiplantae; Streptophyta; Magnoliopsida; Poales; Poaceae
Product: plastid-lipid-associated protein 6, chloroplastic
Exons: 3
Coding region: 53-916 (287 amino acids)
Source: RefSeq, a predicted model, not a curated record